GUCACAGCUGCUUGCUCUACUCCAGUGGCAUCGCUUUUCUACAACACAUUGUGAAAACUCUCCAGCUACAAGUGUCGACUGGACUUAUCUUGUAUUCCACUGGACUACAUAGACUUUGUCCGAUUUUGAAAACUUUUACUCGACUCACAUUUUGGUUGUUGUGCCCUAUCUUUUACAUGGAGUUGUUACAUUUGCAGGGUUUGCUAUUAAUUUGGACAUCUCAGGAUUCACUGCCUGUGCCACUUGCUUCAAAGGAACUUCUCAUCUUUGAUUUUUUGGUCUCCGUAGACAUUAAGGAAACACGCAUAGGUCAUUGAUGCUUUUACGACACUGAAAACUUGUACAAAAAAUGUUUCUGCUGGAUUUAUAUUUAAAUUGUUAACUUAAAUUGAUACUUUAUACAAGUUUGAGAAUGUUACUUUGAGAGAAAAUCCACAAACCAAUAAGUCAAGAAAGUCCUUCAAAAUGCUCAUUAGAAAGUUCUUUUCAUUCUCAGGAUUCUUCAGGAUUUGAUGAGUUCCGGAUUGGAGAAUCUCAAUACUCGCUACAUGUUGCUUUGCCAAAAAAAACUUUCCCAGUGAAGAUGGACUACAACUUGAGCAGCCCCGUGGCCAACGGUACGACAGAGCCUUACCACCCGGCUGCUGGACCCUGGAUGCUCAUAGUCCUGGUCGUCAUCAUCCUGACCAUCGUGGUGGGUAACCUGCUGGUCAUCAUAGCCAUCGCACGCACCUCCCAGCUGCAGACGAUGACCAACAUCUUCAUCACGUCGCUGGCCUGUGCCGACCUCAUCAUGGGGUUACUGGUGGUCCCCCUGGGCGCCACCAUCGUGGUGACGGGAAACUGGCAGCUGAGCACCACGUCCUGCGAGCUGUGGACGUCCGUGGAUGUCCUGUGCGUCACGGCGAGCAUCGAGACGCUGUGCGCGAUCGCCGUGGACCGCUACAUCGCCAUCACGCGGCCCCUGAGGCACAAGGUGCUGAUCAACAAGUGGCGCGCACGGCUGAUCGUGUGCGUGGUGUGGGUGGUGUCGGCGCUCAUCUCCUUCGUGCCCAUCAUGAACCAGUACUGGCAGGCGGAGAACGACCCCGAGGCGAAGAAGUGCUACGAGGACGACGCGUGUUGCGACUUUGUGACCAACAGGACCUUCGCCAUCAUAUCCUCCGUGGUGUCCUUCUACAUCCCUUUGCUCAUCAUGAUCUUCGUCUACGCCAAAGUCUUCCUGAUAGCCACGCGGCAGGUGCAGCUCAUCGACCGGAACCGGCUCCGUUUCCAGAACGAGCGCUCCGGGGGCCCGACCCAGCCGGGGGGCCCCGUCCGGACCGCUCCUCCCCCCCCCCAGGGCUGCGGGGGCUCAGCCAGCAGCAGCACGCACAGCAGGAAGAGUUCCCGGAGACGGUCGUCGCGCCUCACGGUUGUCAAGGAGCACAAAGCCCUGAAGACGCUGGGGAUCAUCAUGGGCACCUUCACCCUCUGCUGGCUGCCCUUCUUCGUGGCCAACAUCAUCAACGUGUUCAACCGGAACAUUCCCUCCGGGGACAUCUUCCGGAUGCUCAACUGGCUGGGGUACAUCAACUCCGGCCUCAACCCCAUCAUCUACUGCAGGAGCCCCGAGUUCCGCGCCGCCUUCAAGAACCUCCUGGGCUGCCCGUGGAUAGCCACCCCGCGGCUCAACACCUUCUACAAGGAGCUCCGGACGCGCUGCCCCUGCUUCCUGGGCGCGGUGGAGGCCGGGGCGGCCGGAUCGUUCCAGAAGACCCCCGUGACCCCCACGGAUGGGCACGAGAGCCUGGGGAGCAGCCAGGGGAGUUACAAGAGCGAGGAGCCGUCACCCGGACCCCCACACUCAAACGGCAGUACGCAGUUCAGCGGCUUCUCUGAACCAGAGUCAGAAUUCCAACAGCCAAAUGGAUCUGAAGACUUUCCCCUAGGGCCCGGUCAGCCAGGAGGGGCGGUUUUAAAACAUCACUGCGGCUGUACGGCUGAGCCAUGGAUCUCAAGCAACAACACUCCAGAUGUGCCUUAACAAGCAGGCCAGGCUCUCGUGAUACGCUAAUGUCAUCGUCGUCAAGAGAACAUGAGUGAGAAGCGCAGUCCGCCAUUAUUUCCCUGCUCCCCGACGGAGAGGGAAAUCCAGACCGCAGAGAGAAGGUCACAGACAUGAUGUCUGCUGAAACGUCAUCCAAACACCUGGAUGCAGUGAUCUAACCAUUACAACACGUCCAAGGUCACUUCCCUGACCCCCCUCUGUGUGACCGAGGGGGUUGGUGAGGAAGCAGGAACAUUGACAGAGACCAACAGUGAUGGCUCCAAAUGCAAUGCUGAGCUCAUGUUUUCAGGAGAGGGGGAACAGGGUCACGGCCGUCAUCGGCACAUGCUUUCGUGUUCAUUGAAAAGCAGAGAUGCAUGCAACUGCUGGCCAUGUCAACAUGCUCAACGGGCGGAGCAUUUGUGUUUUUGUCACGUAUCCAGUGUGUUAUCUGGUCCAACAUGUUCACUCUCCUAUGGACUGUUAGAGCCUUGCAUUUUGUGGAGCCGCAUUAGGCAGUGCAGAUUAUGUAUUUGUGGAAAGCCCUAUUAAAGUGAACUUAAGUGAUUACGAUUCAAUUAUCUCGAGAUUGUUCAAUAACGCAGGGUAUUCGCUGUACAGUGCUUAACCAAAAAUAGAAUUCAACGGAUUUAAACUAAUCAUGUUGAUGUUUAAAAUCACUUAAGCAUACAGCCAGAUAAGGUCAAUUGAGCAUGGCGUGCUCGAGUUUACAGCACUCAUCUGUCUUUAAUGCAUGUUUUUAUGCAGUGGACAGCCCUUCCUGGUUAGCGCUCAUUAAUUAGCAAAGCUCUCAGCAUCCGGCUGUACAUUCUGUCACACAUGUUCACCACAUCAUGGGAACACAUGGAGGAGGGGGAGGGGGGAAGUGUGACGUUGACAGUUUGAGUAAUGGGAAGGACAUCAACUCUUCUGGCCUAAUCUGAUGUGAUACGGGGCUUUUUUAUUGAAAGAAGGGGUGUCUAUUCCAGGAGAAAUUCAUCCAGUCUACACACGCCAUUUUCUGCUCUGUUGCUGUGGACAGAAAACAUCGGUGCAUUUCUUGCAAGCGUUUAAACACACAUUUCACAAGUUUUAUAUUCUUAUGGACUGAAACUGAGGUCAUAGCUAGAUUUGGAUUCAGAUUUGGGUUGAACUGGUGUGAUGAAAGAGAUUGGAAUUGUGUGGGUCUGAGAUCAUAUGCCAUUUUGCAAACUUUUCUGUCCAAACAAUAGAUUGAAAGAGAACUGGAGCUUAGUGUGUUUUUCUUUUCUUCACGUCAAUAUGUAGAGUAAAUGUCUGGAAGCUGGGAAUGUUUACAAGUUGCUUUUAUGUAUUGCGUGUUUUAGAGACCUUGGCUUAGUAGCAGUGACAGUGGCACUAAAAGGUUACGACCUACACAGCUUGUCUGAGUCCUAGCACAGUUCAUGGGAGCCUAUUGUGGCUCUUUGUAGAAUUGGCUUUGGGAUUUGUGCUGAAGACAAGCUAUCACCCCCCGGACCUGUCAGGGCUCCUGUUGGGGCAUACGUUUAAACUCUAGGACUCUCAGUCAGGUAUUACAUUAUAAAACGUUAUUUGUUUUGUUUUGGGUCUAAUACAGACGCAGAAAUGAAAGAACAUAGCUAGAAUAGCUGGGAAAUGUACUACGUUUAGAAAUAACACAGUUGCACUGCUGUAACUUUGUUUUCAUCUGAAAAAGCCAACAGCCACAUGGAUCUGAAGACUUUCCCCUAGGGCCCGGUCAGCCAGGAGGGGCGGUUUUAAAACAUCACUGCGGCUGUACGGCUGAGCCAUGGAUCUCAAGCAACAACACUCCAGAUGUGCCUCAACAAGCAGGCC
This is a messenger RNA of Osmerus eperlanus (European smelt), 3865 nucleotides long. It is a transcript of the gene adrb3a, whose product is annotated as adrenoceptor beta 3a. Gene Ontology annotation, molecular function: beta3-adrenergic receptor activity; epinephrine binding. Gene Ontology annotation, biological process: adenylate cyclase-activating adrenergic receptor signaling pathway; norepinephrine-epinephrine-mediated vasodilation involved in regulation of systemic arterial blood pressure. The record is from RefSeq and is a predicted model, not a curated record. The transcript has 2 exons. Bases 584 to 2026 code for a protein of 480 amino acids. Gene Ontology annotation, cellular component: plasma membrane. NCBI's taxonomy places the organism in Eukaryota, Metazoa, Chordata, Actinopteri, Osmeriformes, Osmeridae.